Messenger RNA from Lagopus muta (rock ptarmigan), 2432 nucleotides. RefSeq names its product myotubularin related protein 8 (gene MTMR8). The record is from RefSeq and is a predicted model, not a curated record. Gene Ontology annotation, biological process: negative regulation of autophagy; dephosphorylation. Gene Ontology annotation, molecular function: phosphatidylinositol-3,5-bisphosphate phosphatase activity. The transcript is spliced from 14 exons. Gene Ontology annotation, cellular component: nuclear envelope. Bases 90 to 1979 code for a protein of 629 amino acids. NCBI's taxonomy places the organism in Eukaryota, Metazoa, Chordata, Aves, Galliformes, Phasianidae.
AGAUUUGCGACGGGGCGGGAGCCGCCCGCUGCAAAUGGCGGGGCGGAGGCCCGGCCGCGCGGGUGAGCUGGGGUGCAGGCGGUGCCAUCAUGGAGCACAUCACCACGCCGAAGGUGGAAAAUGUGAAAUUACUGGAUCGCUAUACAAAUAGGAAGGCAGCAAGCGGGACUUUAUACCUGACAGCUACCCAUCUUAUCUAUGUAGAUGCUUCUGCUGAAGUCAGAAAAGAAACAUGGAUUCUGCAUCAUCAUAUUGCAACUGUAGAAAAACUGCCUCUGACCACAGCUGGAUGCCCACUCCUUAUUCACUGCAAGAACUUCCACGUGGCUCACUUUGUUAUUGGGCAGGAACGUGAUUGUCAUGAAGUGUAUACCUCCUUGCUCAAACUUUCACAACCAGUGAAACCUGAAGAACUUUAUGCUUUCUCCUACAAUCCUAAAAUGUCUAAAGAUAACCGGGAGAUUGGAUGGAAACUGAUUGAUUUGAAAGUAGAUUACCAGCGUAUGGGAAUCCCAAAUGACUACUGGGAAAUAACAGAUCUUAAUAAAGACUACGAGGUUUGCAACACGUAUCCUCCAGAAAUUGUGGUGCCUAGAGCUGCUAGUAAGGCAACAGUGAUUGGAAGCUCAAGGUUCAGAAGCAGGGGGCGGAUUCCAGUGCUUUCUUACUUAUAUAAAGAAAACAAUGCUGCCAUAUGUCGUUGUAGCCAACCCCUCUCUGGGUUCAGUGCUCGUUGUCUGGAGGAUGAACAAAUGUUGCAGGCAAUCAGAGAAGCCAACCCUGGGAGUCCCUUUAUGUACGUUGUGGACACAAGGCCAAAGUUAAAUGCCAUGGCCAACCGAGCUGCUGGGAAGGGUUAUGAGAAUGAAGACAAUUAUGAUAACAUUCGCUUUAAAUUUAUUGGCAUUGAAAACAUCCAUGUGAUGCGGAACAGCUUGCAGAAGCUCCUGGAAGUGUGUGAAACAAAGUCUCCAUCGAUGAGUGAUUUCCUUACUGGGCUGGAGAACUCAGGUUGGUUACGGCACAUAAAGGCUGUAAUGGAUGCAAGCGUCUUUCUCGCAAAGGCUGUGAAAGAUGAAAAGGCCAGCGUGUUGGUGCACUGCUCUGAUGGGUGGGACCGCACAGCACAGGUCUGCUCCCUGGCUAGCCUCCUCCUGGAUCCAUUUUAUAGGACUUUUAAAGGCUUCAUGGUUCUUAUAGAAAAGGAGUGGAUUGCAAUGGGCCAUAAGUUUUCACACAGGUGUGGCCAUUUGGAUGGUGACCCGAAGGAAGUAUCCCCUGUCUUCACUCAGUUCAUUGAAUGUGUCUGGCAGCUCAUGCAGCAGUUCCCUUGUGCAUUUGAGUUUAAUGAACACUUUCUUCUGGAAAUCCAUGAUCAUGUCUAUUCCUGCCAGUUUGGAAACUUCCUUGGGACCUGCCAUAAGGAGCGUGAAGAUCUGAAAAUCUUUGAGAAGACCCAUUCUCUGUGGCCUUUCCUCCUACAGAAGAAGCAGGAAUUGAGAAAUCCUUUGUACAGAGGAUUUACAGCUUACAAAGAGCUUCAACCCAACACACUACCGUUCAGUUUUCAGUUUUGGUGUGGGAUGUACAAUCGCUUUGACAAAGGAAUGCAUCCAAAGCAGUGUGUUUUGGACCAUCUACUGAGCUGCAUGAACCAAAAGAUAAAACUAGAGGACAAUGCAUCUGAAUUGGAGAAUAAACUUCCUUUCCUCGAUGGUCCGUUACCCAGGGAAGCUUGCUUCUUAUCUAAAGUAGGAUGUGCUGCUUCAAAAGCGUCGAUGCUGAACACUCCCCAGGAUUAUGAAGGGGAACCACCUCCUGUGCUGACCAACGGUAUCUCAGUUGGAGACACAAAUGUGACGUCAGACGUGGACCAGAAAAACAAGGAGAACCUGGCUAAUCGCCGAGACCUCUGUCUUAAUGACAGUGUUGAUGUUUUAAGCUCUGAAGCUAAGGAUGGCAAGCCUCAGCACCACUGAUCAGCUUUGAGAAUUGUGCUCAGUGGAGCAGGUGCUUGUGAGACAUGGAGGAUCUGUGACCCUGCCUGGAUGCAGAGCACCUGGCCAGCCUGCUAAGUGUUACUGUGUUUGUUUGCAGGGUGCUGUGCUCUCGCUGUAACGAGUGCAGUCCGUGUUUGGUUUGCAUCAUUUUGGGGCUAAAAUGAUGAAGAUGCAUACAGAGCUGCUGAGAAGGCUAUCCUGAGUUACAGUAUGAACCUUAUUUUUAAGUGGAGGUAUGAUGUUUGUUUUAAGGCUUAGAAUUGUCUGGCAGUACUGCUAUUUUUAAGCCAUCAUGGCCAAUUAACGUGGGGUUUAGGAGUUGAUGCAGUAUUCAUGAUGGGAAUAGGAGAUACAAUGCAUUUAUUCUCAGUGGUGGUGCAGGGUUAUAAAUAUAUAUUCAGUUCAUCUAAAAGUGGAAAAAAAAAAAAACAA